Molecule: messenger RNA, 3638 nt
Organism: Stylophora pistillata
Lineage: Eukaryota; Metazoa; Cnidaria; Anthozoa; Scleractinia; Pocilloporidae
Product: spermine synthase
Biological process (GO): spermine biosynthetic process
Molecular function (GO): spermine synthase activity
Source: RefSeq, a predicted model, not a curated record
AUGACUCAAGUAUUAAUGCAUAAACACCAGCAUGGAUUAAUGCAAUGCCAAAAACUGUCAAACAAGUUAUUUUUCACAGAGUGUAACACAUAACAAUGCCAGGGAUUGAAUUGAUCAUUUAAACAUCUAGACUGCAUUUUACAAAAGCAUGGCCAUGUUUAGAAUCAAAUUGUCAAUCAGAACAGUAGCAAUAUCAAUAUUGCCAGUGUUGUAAACAAAAGCCAUGCUUAAUGGACUUAAAAAUGAUACACUACUUUACAUUUAGUGGCUAAAUACAUGUAUGUUUCAUUCAAGUCAGAUCAUCUCAGUUCUUUGUAUUAAAUUACAUACAGAUUUCUGAACAAUCCCUUUUGGGCCAACAGGACUUUUCAAGGUGUUUACACCAUGCACAAAGAUUUUAAAGCAGUAACCUAGUAUAUCAGUUCGAUUCAUGGGCCAACAGGUAUUCAAGAUGGUGCAGUCUCAUUCGUCCAAUGAAAUUUUCGUUGUAUAUCCUCAGUGUUGCAAUGUCAAAAUUUUUGCUGAUGUCAGUUUGUUCAUACUGGGAAUCAAACUUUAAUGGAGGGGGAUUAAGUAGUAGUCCCUUAUGGUGGCACAGGUCUGCAAUGUCAAAUCCUUUGUCAGUUAGAAUGAUUUUUCCUUUGUUCACUUUGUCCAGCACUUCACAUUGUUCAGUGAUGUCCUUAUCAGAUAUUGUUCCAGGGUAAGUGUCACUGCAAUGGAGAAGACCACUGUGGGGAUAAAUCCAAACAGAUGUCUUCCCAGUCGUGUGGUUUUUAUAUGAGCUGAAGGUGAUAUUAUUUAUAUCAUAAUUCUCUGACUGAGUUAUCCAAGUUUUUGUCGCAUCUCCUAGAGCCUCGGUUUCCACAUAACCAGCGUCAUAAAAUUCCUGUGGAAGGUAUGCUUGGACAAACCCAGGUAAUGGUUUGAGGUCAAGACAUUCAAAUACUGUGGAUAAGAAUAUAGCCCAGCCAAUAAAAGCUCUAGAAAUUGUUAGCACACUUGUUUGCACCAUCCUAGCCAUAAUACCGAGGUGUAGUGAGUGUCUACAAACUGUAAAAAAAGCCAUGAGUUCAGUUUUUGUGUCUAACUUCCUGCUCUUUGUCUCAAGACCUCCACCUUUGCAAUCAGGGUAUCUGAUCAGAUGCAAAAGUGGUUCAACACACUAAUACAAACAAUCAAAUUCAUUUGUGGUAAGUUCCGUUAAAUAAAUGAACUUAUCAUGUUUGUCCUUCAACAUCAUGUAGGUGAAUUGUUCUUCCGUCAGUUCAUUUAUUUUAUUUUCCUGUUUUUUUUCUUUUUUGAGCAAGUGUUCUACCUGACAUUUCAGCCUUUCCAUCUCUUUGUCCUUCUCUUUCAAUUUACUUGCCAGUUCUUCACACUGAUUUCUAAGCAUUUCAUUUUCUAGUCUGUAUUGACUUUCAUCUUUCCCAGAAGCCAGAUUUACUACAGGGGUUAUCUCCUUAUCCUCCUCUCUUUCUUUCUUGAAGAUUAUUCGCCUUUUUGAUUUUACUUCACAAGAUGAAAACUCUAACGAUCGCUUAGCCGCUACCAGCUUAUUUGCUUUUAACUUUGCACAUUUUGAUGCAGAUUCCUCAAGAUUUUGAACAUACUGUUCAUUAUAAACACGAUCCGAUAGAUCGUACAGGUUUCCUCUUUUUCCUUUCGACCAGUGCUGGGAGCAAAUAACUGCUUUCUUCCAAUUGAUGUCAUCGUUCUUAAGUACUUUCAGAAGCCCUCAGAGCUGCGUCAGUCGAUGAACCACUUCUUGAGAGCGUAUAGUACGUUAAAUCCUUGUUUCUCCAGUUGUUUGUGCACAAAGCCGCUACAAAAUUCCAGUGCCAUCCCUUUCCCUUGUCUUGUUUCCCUGUAGAGGUAGAAGAUCCACUGGAGGCUGUUGCAGAUUCUCCUGCCAUGGCGCCCAUAUUGAAAUUUUGUCCGGCGUUGGCAAAACUCGCUCCAGUCUCUCACGAUAUGAAAGUCGGCAAUGGUAACCAGUUCUUAAGUGUAACAAUUUGCCGAUCGAUUGAUCGCUUCGCCUCCUUUAAUUUUGGAGGAGCCAGACUCAAGUAUAGACGUUCAAAAGUUUAUCCCAGCCCUGAGAUGUCAGUGAAUCAUACAUUACUUGACUUUCGAGUGACACCAGAUCCAUCUGGAAUCUGGAUGGCGUCAAUAAGUGGAAAAAUGAGAAAAAUUGUAGAGGAAUAUUUUCAAAUUGAUAAGCCAGAGUUUAGCAGUCCAACCACAAUGCUAUUUGCUGGUCAGAAUGGAAUUCAGUGCACAGUACGGCUGCUUCCUGAUGGUCUUAUCACCUUAGAUGUUGUGCAAUAUAUCAAUGAUAUUUCAAGUGAACAAAUCCUCCAAAGAAGUGAUUACAUCGAUCUCCGUGACAAAGUAGAUGAGGCAUUGAAAUGUUGCAAGGCUCACUUCAUCCCUACCAUUCAUCGAGGAAGAGAAAUUUUGCGUUACCAUGAUACAUCAGAUGGAAGAUUGAAGGAGUAUGACUUUGACAAGGAAGUGUUCAGGCAACAGUCUAAUUACCAAGAUGUGUGGAUUGUUCAUUCCUCGCGCUAUGGAAAUAUGUUGUUUUUAGAUCUGGAGGAGAUGUUGGCUGAAAGUGACAUUGAUUACACAAAAGCAUUGUUAGGAAAUGGGAGAGAAAGCUACAAAGACAAAGACAUCCUCAUUCUAGGAGGGGGAGAUGGUGGAGUUUUAAAUGAGCUUCUUAAGGAGUCUCCAAAGUUUGUCACUAUGGUUGAAAUAGACAAGGUUGUUGUUGAUGCAUCAAUUAAACAUUUACGAGGAAUUUGUGGCAGCUCUAUGGAUUCAUACAAAGGACAUAAUUAUGAGAUUAGAAUUGAUGACUGUGUCAAAGCGUUGAAGGAAUAUGUGGAGAGUGGAAAGACUUUUGAUUAUGUUAUUAAUGACCUCACAGAUAUACCCGUAGCUGUCUCCUUGCAUCAUUCUCACUGGGAUUUUGUGCGGGAAAUUUUGAAUCUUACACUGCGCGUGCUCAAACCCGAGGGAAAAUUCUUCGCUCAGGGUACAAAUGGCGCAACAUGCAAGAAGCAAAUAGAGAAGUAUGAACAGCAGUUAAUGAACCUCCGUUAUCCGGUGGAGUUUCGGAGAGAAUUUGCGUUCGUUCCUUCAUUUGAAGAAAACUGGACUUUCUACGAAGUGUGGAGGAAGCAGACAUGAUGAAUGAAUUGUAAUCUCUAAGUCACCCACGUGUAUACUACGAGCGGUCCUUCCUUUUCUGUAAAGUAGUUCGUCCGAAAAAAAAAGCGAAAAAAGUUGUGGCUAGCGUGCUGUGCGGAACUCGGGGAGUAAGGCGCGGGAAAAAAUUCUGCGCGGCGCGCUAGCCCACAACUGUUUUUUUUUCGCUGAUUUUAUGGACUCGCAGGGACUGCUCGUAAUCUAGCCCACAUGUGCUUACGAAGACAAACCAACCAUAAAUAAGUUAACAAAUCUUCCUUUUUCAUACGCCUCAGGAAUCGUUGUCUUGUAUGAGUUUUGAUUGUAUUUUUUACUUUUUUGCACAAGUCGUUCAGUCAACAAUGUAAUGCGAUGAUAUUCAUGGAUGUGAAAUUUAUUGAUGUGAAAGGUGUUCAUACUGAUUAAAGACUUAAUUCUUUUGU